AUGUCAAGACAACUUAAACUAGAAUUACAACCAGGCAAAAGUUUAGGUGAUUUCAUUUUGGGUAUGACGAUAUCCGAAGCAUUGAAUGUAAUCAAGCCUGGAAAUGUUGCUGUAAUCAAUAAAGUCGAUAUUAUAUUUAAUGAUGCCGAUCCACUAAGUAUUGAUAUUGUACUUAAAUUGGUUGACGAUGGUGUUUUACUCAGAUUUGCACCGUCUUCACAGAGAUUGCGAGUGAUUGAGAUCUUUGAUGUUUCAAGACUAGCACUUAGCUAUCGUGGAUCGAUCUUUUCGAGCUCUGACAACAUUGCAUCGUUUGUAAAUAUCUAUUCAAAGUUUGGACCGUCGUAUCCAGGUGAUUUCAACGCCAAGAAGAGUGUAUAUCAUCUUCAUUACCCUGGAUUAUCAUUUAGUUUUCCAAUUCCACCCAAGUUUAACACAUUGUACAGUGAAGGAACAGAGUUACCAGUGGAGCUACCCGAUGGUUCUACACCUCUAGUUUCAAAGAUAUUCAUAUAUAGCGGAUUACAAAUGAAAACACCACUCUCUGUAUUACCAUCUCAAAAUGAAGAGAUCAUUAUUUGUCCAAAUAUAGGAGUUUAUUUUAGUAAGAAAAAUUGUAUAUUGACAUUCAAUUCUACACCACAAGAUGUUCUGAGUGAAUUGGGACCACCAUCAAAAAUCUAUCACAAGGAGGAGGACAAUAUGAAGAUUCACACCUACCAGGUAGAGAUGACACCGGCACCAGAUUACUUUUACAACUAUUUCCACUUGGGAAUAGAUGUCCUCUUUGAUUCAAAGAGAAAUACCGCCAAGAAAUAUAUAUUCCAUACAAACUUUCCAACUCAUUAUGAAUUUAAUUUAUAUUCAAAAUGUUCAUUUAAGAUAUUAGAUAAUAGCAAUAACUCCAAGACAAUAUUUGAGGCACUUAAGCAUCUUGCUGAAGGUAAAUUCAUACCAAACAAUACACCACCUCAACAACCAAAGUCAUCACCAUCCACCACCACCAAUGAUAAUAUAAAUGCAAUUGAAGCAAAUAAUAGUAAUGGAAAACAACAGAAUAACAAUAACAAUAGUAGCAAUAGUAAUAAUAAUAGCCAAUCACCUCUAUCUUCAUCACCAUCGAGUCUAUCUAUAUUGCCAUCAUCGUCAUCAAUGUCGUCGGCUGUUGGAGCAUCAUCAGAGAUUCAAGCACGUCAUGAUGCAAUCAUUGAUCAAUCUAUCCAAACAAUUCAUCCUGAUAUGAAAUGGGAGGAAGUCCAGAAUAUCUUUGGUAAAUCAGGUAAACCAGUUGUCAACAACAGAGGUUCCAUUUCAAAUCCAUUCGGAUCCACUUAUUUCUAUGGUUAUCCAGGUAUAAUAUUUGAAAUUAUGAGAAAUCAAUAUAUUUCAUCAGUAUGUCUUUUCGAUGACUCACCAAUCUAUGUAACCGAUUUGAUGGGAUCAGGUGUAAACAAUCAUAAUCAAAAUAAUAGUAUGAUCAGUGGAAUGAAUAGUCAUAUCGAUAGUAUUGAAAAUGUGUAUUAA
This is a messenger RNA of Heterostelium album PN500, 1524 nucleotides long. RefSeq names its product UPF0183 family protein. Lineage: Eukaryota; Evosea; Eumycetozoa; Acytosteliales; Acytosteliaceae. Bases 1 to 1524 code for a protein of 507 amino acids. The transcript is spliced from 6 exons. The record is from RefSeq and is a predicted model, not a curated record.